AUGAGACACUCCAUCGACCUCGUCUGCUCGGAGCGAAGUGAGUGUCACUACGAGUAUAGGCGAGAGGUACUCUUCAAUGACAUCCACACUAGCCUAUGCAUACAAUUGCGCCAUCGAAACGUAAGCGUUGAAGUUUUAUCAUGUGAGAAAAUCGACUUCUUUUGGACCAGAGAAACAUACCAUCGAAUGGACUGUGUUACAAGAUGGCCUGGAAUGGGAUCUUGUCGUAGUGACAGAUGUGAAUCCAUGAAAUCCACCGAAAUAAUUCCUGAGUUGAACGAUAGCGCUCCUUACCCAGGAUAUUGUUCGUGUUCUACACAAUGCAGCGGCAUCAGAUGCAUGUGCAUAAUCCCUUGGAUUGCUCCAUGGCGAGCUUGUACCUCCUAUCGCAUCUCGCAUAUUCCAACGACUUCUCAAGCAUACGAAGUCUUCGAAUGUGCUGCGUGGAAACCAACAGUCACGCUCAACGUUACAAGAAAGUGGCUUCAUUUCAUUGCACCAUACUACACAAAGGAAUUCGCACAAUUCAACUCCACCGUAAUUUCGGUACAGACAUCCCAAAUUGCCCUCCAUCAAAAAUACGCACAAGGAGACAAUGAAACUCUUGUUAUUCCAAACGAACACAUUUUCCCCGUAAUGUGCCAAAAUUACGAGCAAGCGGUUUCCAACUUUUCGCAAUAUAUCAACACACGUUACUGCGACUGCGAGGUUGGUAGCAGCAUACCCACGUGUCGCUGUCCGUAUAACACAUUGGUAGAACUCCGUAGCAACAACGAUUACAUCUUAUCGAAGUCAAAUCCGCACAUUACGGUAUAUGGCGCACAGAGAAAACUCUUUGCAAAAUAUAACAAAGGAGAAACAACAGUAGCAAUCAUUUCAACCACCAAACUAGAAAGCGCACAUCUGAACAUUGAUUCACCGUGUUCAAUGGAUGUCAAAGAGUUGAAAGGAUGCUAUAAUUGUGACCAAGGGAGUUCGCUCGAAAUCGCAUGUCAAGCGAGCAGUGUCUCAUGGGCAACAAUUGACUGCAUGAACAACAUAUUCUCAAUCAGAUGUAGUCCCAGUACUACAAUAACGUCUGUCAAGCUAGCAUUCGAUAGAGCUGUAAUAGACGGCUAUUGCCGCACAAACUGCGGCGGCAAAAAUGUAACAACAAAACUGCGCGGUAUACUUCGCUAUGUUACCCACUCUGGCGAAGCGGAUAUCUUCCUCAGAGCCACAUCCACCAAUGUGCCACAGCUUGACUGGCUACGCGAUUUUCAUCUACCGGACAUGUCCCCCAUGUGGAUGAUCUUGUUUGGGCAUUGGAAAGUCACUCUCGGAACCAUAAUAACUUUGGUGUUGCUUAUCAUACUCACCUAUCUUUUUGGUCCGGCGAUAUUACUAGCUCUGGUUAAAAUGAUAGCUGCAAUCACUAUUUCUCUCGGCAAAUUGGCCGUUCACUUCCUAGAGCUCACCGUAUCAUCACUUCGAACUACAGUACACCAUGUCAAAACAGAUAUACAAGCAUAA
Molecule: messenger RNA, 1512 nt
Organism: Cooperia oncophora
Lineage: Eukaryota; Metazoa; Nematoda; Chromadorea; Rhabditida; Trichostrongylidae
Source: the annotation of a GenBank genome assembly